Molecule: messenger RNA, 1651 nt
Organism: Drosophila melanogaster (fruit fly)
Lineage: Eukaryota; Metazoa; Arthropoda; Insecta; Diptera; Drosophilidae
Gene: Cyp313a4
Product: cytochrome P450 313a4
Exons: 7
Coding region: 71-1555 (494 amino acids)
Cellular component (GO): endoplasmic reticulum membrane
Molecular function (GO): monooxygenase activity; oxidoreductase activity, acting on paired donors, with incorporation or reduction of molecular oxygen; iron ion binding
Source: RefSeq, marked reviewed
CCGAUCGGUCGAAAAUUGUUGGCACACGGAUUAUUACAAUUGGAUAGCGGACAUUGGCAAAGGAUUAAGCAUGCUGACCUGGACGCUGUGGUGUGGACUGCUGUUCCUGCUCUGGAUCUACUUUCUGUGGAGCAGGCGCAGAUUUUAUCUGCUAACGCUAAAGAUACCGGGACCACUUGGAUAUCCCAUUUUGGGCAUGGCUCACUGGCUGAUGCGCAGGGAAGAUAUCCUCAACGCAUUCGGCUGCUUUCUCGACAAGCACGGUCCGACAAUUUUCUCCUGGCUGGGGCCCAUUCCCUUUAUGAUUGUGAGUGAUCCCCAAGUGGUGCAGGAUAUCUUCACAUCUCCCCACUGCGUCAACAAGGGCAUUAUUUACAAGGCAGUGGACGAUGGCGCCGGAGUUGGAUUAUUCAGCCUGAAGGAUCCCCGCUGGAGCAUCCAUCGGAAGCUGCUGAAUCCCGCCUUCGGCCACAAGGUGCUACUCAGCUUCCUGCCCAUUUUCAACCGGGAGACGGCCCUUCUGCUCGAUCAACUCGAACCACUGCAGGAUGACGGCGAGAAGGAUCUCAUUCCACUGCUGCAGAGCUUCACCCUGGGAAUUGCCACCCAAACCACCAUGGGCAGCGAUGUAAAGGAUGAAGAGAGCUUCAGGAGCAAUUCCUUGCUGGGGCGAUACCAAUGCAUCCUGGAAACCAUGACAGAUAUGUGCUUCUCUCCGUGGCUCAAUAGCCGAUUUUGCCGGCAGCUGGCUGGAAAGGAAUCGCACUACUACCAGGCCAAAACUGAGAUUCGUCAGUUUAUUCGGAAGAUAAUUGAGAGAAAGUUGGCCGAGGACGAAAUGGGAGCACUACCUUCCAUCCAGUCCAAUGAUAAAAACCUAUUUCUAAAUCUGGUCACGGAUUUGAUGAGACGAGGAGUGUUUACCCUGAAGAAUGUUGAGGAUGAGUCGAAUAUCAUCGUUUUUGGAGCUUUUGAGACCACGGCUAAUGCAGUGUACUACACCCUGAUGUUGCUGGCGAUGUUUCCGGAAUACCAGGAGAGGGCCUUUGAGGAAAUAAAGACGAUAUUCCCAAACACAGGAGACUUUGAUGUAUCCUACGCGGACACCCAGCAGAUGGUGUACCUUGACCUGAUCCUCAACGAAUCCAUGAGAGUAAUACCCCCUGUUCCUGUCGUAUCCCGACAAACGUCUCAGGAUCUGAAGCUGUCCAAUGGUAUAGUGGUUCCCAAAGGGGUCCAGAUCGCCAUCGACAUUUAUCACAUGCACAGAAGCAAAAAGAUCUGGGGUCCGGAUGCGGAGACCUUCAACCCAGAUCAUUUCCUCCCCCACAACAUCCAGGACAAGCAUCCGUACGCCUAUAUACCUUUUACCAAGGGCAUUCGAAAUUGCAUAGGUUGGAGAUAUGCCUUAAUAUCGGCGAAAGUUACAUUAGCCAAGUUAUUGCGGAAUUAUAGGUUUAAAACGAGUUUUCCCUUCGAAAAUCUAUACUUUGUUGAAGAUAUUACGAUGAAGUUGAAAUCUGUGCCACUGUUGGAGCUCCAAAAGAGAACUUAAAUGUUUAUAGCACUUAGUGAUUUUAAAUAGAUUAUUAAAAGUUGUUGAAUUAAUGGGUUCUGUGAAUUAUACCAAUAUUAAAAAAUAAUAACAUCU